Molecule: messenger RNA, 1033 nt
Organism: Sinocyclocheilus grahami
Lineage: Eukaryota; Metazoa; Chordata; Actinopteri; Cypriniformes; Cyprinidae
Product: dnaJ homolog subfamily A member 2-like
Exons: 7
Coding region: 1-987 (328 amino acids)
Biological process (GO): protein folding
Molecular function (GO): Hsp70 protein binding
Source: RefSeq, a predicted model, not a curated record
AUGGCGAACGUCGCAGACACUAAACUCUACGACAUCCUCGGAGUAUCUCCGUCAGCCACCGAGAACGAGCUCAAAAAGGUAGAGACGGUGCUUUCCGCCUCGCGCGUCGUGUUAGUGUCUUUGGAAGAUCUGUACAAUGGAAAAACAACCAAACUACAGCUAAGCAAGAACGUACUCUGCAGUGCCUGCAGUGGUCAAGGGGGUAAAACAGGGGCCGUGCAGAAGUGUGCCACGUGUCGGGGCCGCGGCAUGCGGAUCAUGAUCAGACAGCUGGCUCCUGGCAUGGUACAGCAGAUGCAGUCUGUGUGCACCGACUGCAAUGGAGAGGGGGAAGUGAUCCACGAGAAAGAUCGCUGUAAAGAGUGUGAGGGCCGUAAAGUGUCUAAAGAGGUGAAGGUCUUGGAGGUGCAUGUGGAUAAAGGAAUGAAACACGGACAGAAGAUCACAUUCAGUGGAGAGGCGGACCAGUCACCCAACACAGAGCCUGGAGACAUUAUACUGGUGCUGCAGGAGAAAGAUCAUGAGGAGUUUCGUCGUGAUGGAAACGAUCUGCACAUGUCCCACAGGAUUGGUCUGGUGGAGGCGCUGUGCGGAUUUCAGUUCAUGCUCACGCACCUUGACGGACGACAUCUCGUCAUCAAAUAUCCCCCUGGCAAAGUCAUAGAGCCAGGUUCUAUGAGGGUCAUCCGAGGGGAAGGAAUGCCUCAAUACAGAAACCCCUUUGAGAAAGGAGAUCUGUACAUCAAGUUUGACGUCAAGUUUCCUGAGAAUGGCUGGAUCAGCACAGAGAAACUAACGGAGUUGGAGGAUCUGUUGCCGUCGCGUACAGAGGUUGCUGUCAUCUCAGCUGAUGCGGAGGAAGUUGAUCUGCAGGACUUUGACAUCAGCCAGGGAUCAUCUGGUGGUAACCGCCGUGAAGCAUACAACGACAGCUCCGACGAAGAAGGUGGUCCGCAUGGUCCGGGGGUGCAGUGCGCCCACCAGUAGUCCCAGAAUUCUUUGCAAGUUUUUUGGGGAAGUAUUACAAUUCCCU